ACUUUUAUCAUCCAAUGUUUAUUAUUGCUUUGCUAUAAUUUAAUUUCACUUUAUGUAUAAAAGGACAGACAGAAUUUAACCAGCCGGUUGAUGACGGUUUAAACGUAAGCAGUCGUUCAAAGUUUUUGGUUUAAAUAGUUUAAACAACAUGGCACACAGAGACACAGCUACUAAUCAAUUACUUAAUUACAAGAAAAAGACUCAAGGGGGAGAGACUCUAACAACUGGAUAUGGUAACCCCAUCGGACAAUUCUCUUCUUUAAGCGUCGGACCCAGAGGCCCCAUUUUAUUCCAAGAUCAAAUUCUAGUCGACGAACUUUCCCACUUUGACAGGGAAAGAAUUCCCGAAAGAGUAGUACACGCUAAAGGAGCUGGUGCUUUUGGAUAUUUUGAAGUUACUAAUGAUAUCACAAAAUACACAGCAGCAAAAAUAUUUUCUUCCAUCGGCAAGAAGACCCCCUCGCUAUUCGUUUCUCGACUGUCGGUGGUGAAUCUGGGUCAGCAGACACAGUAAGAGAUCCCAGAGGUUUCGCCAUCAAAUUCUACACCGAGGAAGGCAUCUGGGAUUUGGCGGGAAACAACACUCCCAUCUUCUUUAUUAGAGACCCUAUCUUCUUCGCUAGCUUUAUCCGCACUCAGAAGAGAAAUCCACAGACCCAUCUUAAAGACCCCGACAUGUUCUGGGACUUCAUGUCUUUGAGGCCUGAGACUAUGCACCAAUUGUUAUUCUUGUUCUCAGACAGAGGUAUUCCUGAUGGAUACAGGCAUAUGAACGGAUAUGGAUCUCACACCUUCAAGUUUGUCAACAAAGAAGGCCAGGUACAUUUCUGUAAAUUCCACCACAAAACCGACCAAGGAAUACAAAAUCUCGAUGUCAAUAAAGCUUCAGACUUGUCUGCAUCAGACCCUGAUUACAGCAUUAGAGACCUAUUUAACGCCAUCGCCGAUGGAAACUACCCCUCAUGGACCACUUAUGUUCAAAUUAUGACUCCAGAACAAGCACAAAGAUCGCCAUUCGAUCCCUUCGACUUAACUAAGGUUUGGCCCCAAGGAGAAUAUCCCCUCAUCAAGUUGGGUAAAAUAGUCCUCAACCGCAAUCCCGAAAACUACUUCAGCGAGGUCGAACAGCUCGCUUUCAGCCCAUCUCACAUGGUACCCGGAAUUGAAGCCUCUCCUGACAAGAUGUUACAAGGACGUCUUUUCGCUUACAGUGACACACACAGACACCGUUUGGGUCCCAACCAUUUGCAAUUGCCAGUUAACUGUCCCUUCCAGGUUCGCAACCACCAGAGAGACGGAUUCAUGUGCACUAAAAGUCAAGGAGGUGCUCCCAACUACUUCCCUAACAGUUUUAACGGUCCAGUAACUGACCAAGUAGCAAAAGCUCUUGAACCAGCAUUUACUGUUUCUGGAGAAGCUUAUAGGUACGACACUGGUGAUGCUGAUAACUUUAGCCAGGCCCGUGUGUUCUGGCAGAAGGUACUGAACAAGGAACAACAAGACCGAUUGGUCAACAACGUAGUUGGACAUCUUUCCGGAACUCUGGACUUCAUUCAAGAAAGACAAAUAAAUCACUUUAAACAAGUAGACCAAUCACUUGGAGAGAGAAUCGCUGCUGGACUUCAAAAUAUUAAACGCACUAAGGCUAAAAUAUAAAUUUUUAUAUUGUAUACUUUUUUGUUAUGUACUUGAUUUUUAUUAUUAAUCAAGGUGUUUGUCGAGGUUUAUAAUAAUUAUAUACUUCAAGUUUU
Molecule: messenger RNA, 1751 nt
Organism: Diabrotica balteata
Lineage: Eukaryota; Metazoa; Arthropoda; Insecta; Coleoptera; Chrysomelidae
Source: the annotation of a GenBank genome assembly